Hypomesus transpacificus is the source of this 1984-nucleotide messenger RNA. RefSeq lists its product as uncharacterized. Lineage: Eukaryota; Metazoa; Chordata; Actinopteri; Osmeriformes; Osmeridae. Gene Ontology annotation, molecular function: structural molecule activity. The record is from RefSeq and is a predicted model, not a curated record. Bases 232 to 1521 code for a protein of 429 amino acids. The transcript has 10 exons.
UUUCAUGCCCAUAUCCUGGGGGGGAGUUCAGGUUACCUGUCCCCUCACCUCUCCACCUUCCCAGGGCUGCAGGUGUACCAGUCCCACCCCCUGUACUUCCAGAAGCUGGCCCCUCCCCCUGGGCCACCUGUAUAUAAGCUCACCUGCAGCGUUGAGUCACCCAGCAGCCAGCCGUCCCCAGGACCUCCUCCACCUCUUGCUGUUUGUCUGCCGACAUAUCACCCAUUUAUCAUGGCAUCCAGCUUCUCUGUGCGGAGUUUCUCCGGCGGUCGCCAGCCGUCCUUUUCCAGCCUAUCUCUGCGGGACAGCGGACGCGCCCGUUCCCGCGCCUCCGUCUCCUUCUCAAAGCCGCUAAGCCGCUCUGCUUCCAUCGGUCUUGACCUGAACAGUGCCGCGCAGCAACUAAACGGGUUAAACAACUCCGCCAACGACAAGGAAGCCAUGCAGGGCCUCAACAACCGCCUGGCCAGCUACCUGGAUAAGGUACGCUCUCUGGAGAGAUCCAACGCUGACCUGGAGUUGAGGAUCAAGCAGCUGAUGAUGGAGCGCAUCCCUAAAGGUCACGACCUGGACUCCAUGAUGGCCCAGGCCCACGCUGUGGAGCAGGAGGUGAGGAAGAAGACCCUGGAGAAUGCCCGUCUAAUGCUGGAGAUCGACAACGCCAAACUGGCGGCCGACGACUUCAGGAUAAAGUGGGAGACAGAGCAGGUCAUGUGCCAGUCUGUGGAGAGAGACUGCAUGGCUCUGAAGAAGGCCAAGACUGACCACGAGCAGAUCAUCGCUAGUCUCCGUGGCGACCUGGACAGCCUGAAGGAGGAGCUCUACUUCCUUAAGAAGAACCACGAGGAGGAGGUCCAGGCAGUGCGUGGCCGUCUGGCCAGCGAGGAGGUGAGUGUGGAGGUGGAUGCUGCCCGCGGGGGGCCGGAAUUGGGCACGGUGCUGGCGGAACUGCGUUCUCAGUAUGAGGGCAUCGUCAAGGACAACAAGGAGCAGACUGAGCACUGGUACCGCAAGAAGUGUGUGUGUGUGGGCCAGCUGGAGAUGGUGCAGAACGAGGUGAAGGAGAGCAACGAGGCCCUGAGGGGAGCGCAGGCGGAGCUGGUGGAGAGACAACGCUUCCUGCAGGGGCUGGAGGUGGAGCUGGAGACGCUGCACAAACAGGUGGCGGCGUUGGAGGGUAACAUGGGGGAGACGGGUCAGAAGUAUGCCCUGGAGAUGGAGCGUCUGCAGGCCACGCUGACCCAGCUGGAGGACGACCUCUCCCAGCUGCGUCUGGACAUGCAGCGCAACAAGACCGACUACGAGCAGCUGCUCCGCAUCAAACAGAACCUGGAGAUGGAGAUCGCCACCUACAGGAGGCUGCUGGAAGGGGAGGAGAUGAUCAAGGAAGUCCCUCCCACUAAGAAGGAGCCGGACGUGCGCACCAGGAAGAUCGUAAAAGUGGUGACCCAAACCAUGAUCAACGGCAAGGUGGUGGACGAGUCCAGUGAGGUGGAGCACAUCGAGGAGCCGAAGAAGUGAGGGUGGGGAGGUAGCCUCAUCAGCCUCACAUCCUCAUCAGCCUCACAUCCUCAUCAGCCUCACAUCCUCAUCAUCUUUAGCAGCAAACCCAGCCUUGUCCUCCCCCAUAUCUUCAUCAUUAACAUGUCUUUUGUAUUUUCAUCAUCAUCACUAUCCUCAUCCUCACUGGUGCUAGUGCUUUUCCAGCAGGAAAACAUCAGUGUUUGUCAUUAAACAAGCUCUGUUUACCGUUUUGGUCAGUUCUCUGACCUCCACAUGUGAUUUCUUUGAUCUUUUUGUUAUCCUAGUAUUCUUUUAUCCAUUUCAAUACCGAGUUGGUGUUAUAUUGACAUGUAUGUUGUUAGUGUAGAGACCUGUCCCAGAAAUCUCUGUCCCCCGCAAGUUAGGCGCUAGUCUUGGAGUGUUUCCCUGUCUAAGAUAAAUCUGCUUCCGACAUUCUGUAGGCUUCGAUCCUUUAUUGCUC